Molecule: messenger RNA, 609 nt
Organism: Rotaria sp. Silwood2
Lineage: Eukaryota; Metazoa; Rotifera; Eurotatoria; Philodinida; Philodinidae
Source: the annotation of a GenBank genome assembly
AUGCCCCCAACUACAUUGAAUGUGGACAUUACAAUCCUUCCUGCAGAUGUAUUAUCAUUAUUUGAUGAACCCUUUUAUGAAUUAGUUCAUAAAUUAGCUGGUCCUGUCGAAGCCAAAUUACUUGAAGUGCAAGGUAUUCGUAGUGCUUAUUCAUUAAUCCACACUGAAGACGUAUUUGACGUGUUAAAGUAUGAAUGUAAAGCAUUGGAUGAAAUUAAAAGAAAAGCUUGUCUUUUUUUGAAUGAUAAUCGGUAUAUUGUUAAACCUGGCUGUAAAAGUAAUAUACGUUACUUUACUCAAUUACUCAAUUUGAAGAAUCAAGAACAUUUGAAAUCAAUUGGUCUUCGAAUGAAGUCAAAAAACAAGUCAAAUGAUACUGAUAAUACUAGUUCAUCAACACCUCAAUCAACAGCACAGGUUCUUCCUCUAUCUUUACCAUUAUCAGAAAGUACGACAACACAAACAACAGGUUAGCAUAUGAACAUAUUUGGUUCGAUGAAUUAUCCUUUUUUAGUCAUACACAUUUUUAACAGUUACUAUUUUUCCAGAGUACUUUUUAUUAUUUCACAUAGUACUUUUUAGUAUACAUUUUACUUAUUUUGUUUCCGG